UAUUGUGUUGUGGUCACUUUUUAGCUUGGAGCUUUGGAGAGAAAACAAUAACAGUGAGUAAAUGCAAUGUGUUACAGUCAUGGUUAGUGUGAACUAAAAUCACUUACGUCUCUUUCUAAUAUCUAGAUUUCCAAAUCCAAAGUCCAAGUACAAAUAACCUUUCUCUACACUGAAUUAUCAUCCAUUACAGAAUGUAAUAUUUUGCCAUCUCCACGGAACUAACACAAUACCUCAAUCCUCCAGUGACACUAUCUCCUCAACUGCAGAAGUACCUUUCACCAUUGCAGAUGUGCUUGCCUCCUAUGGGGUGCCAAAUGUAAAAGUAGCACAGAUAACUAGUUUUCUCACAUUUAACUAAAUGACACAUGUUUUUUCACAUUUAGUUAAAUGUGCAAAAGUCUAAAUGUAAAUGUUAAAUAUAAAUGUAAAUGUUAAAUAUAAAUGUAAAUGUUAAAUGUUAAAUGUAAAUGUUAAAUUUUCGCCGAGUGUAAACUGAAUAUUCAUGAAUGGGCAAGUAGACUCCAUCCCUACCGUCAAACAACGUGGACUCAAACACGUCAAACAGUACGCAUAGCUCCGCCCACAUCUGACUCUGGAUCGGUGCACGAAAAUACUGGAGAGAAGCCUGAAGUCGAAGCCAUCAUGGCCGCCAGCUCCGACUCCCUCCCGUUGGGGGAGAUUGAACGGGCUGUAACGGCAGGUGUGCGGGCUGAGGCUCCGCUUCAAACUGCCGUUCUGUCGUAAACACCAUUAAUGAGGAGUCAAGAGUUCGUUCAGGACUCUUUCGUUCCGAUGGUAGCUGUCUUAUGCAGUGAAGAAGCUGAGAGAGUGACUCGCAAGAACAACCUGAAUUUUGCUGAGCUGUUGAGGCCUUUCUGCAGACUAACGUCCGAAGGUCACAUCCGGGACCCCAACAACCAGCUGCUGAUUGUAAAAAACCUGCGUGUCUGUGUCAACAAUUUGAGUCCGAAUCCGAGCACAGCUUCUGGUGUCCUGAAUCCCCUCCAGCGCAGGGUUUUAAACGAGGUGGUGUUAUCUUGUCAGUCACAAGAAGGCACUCUGAGCAGCGUGAUCACAGCAGGAGACUAUCACCUCAGUGUUAGUGCAACCACUCCCUGGUUUGAAGCCUACAGGGAGAGUUUCCUGCAGUCCAUGCCUGCCUCUGACCAUGAGUUUCUCAAUCACUACCUUGCUUGCCUGCUGGUGGUGUCCUCCACUGAAGCUGUGCCGGUUGAGCAGUUCCUCAAGCUUUCUCAGGAGCAGCACAGAGUUCAGCACAGUGGAGAAUACACCUACCCUAAGUGGUUUAUCCCCAACACGCUCAAGUACUACGUCUUACUGCAUGACAUAGAGGAGGGAGAGGAACAGAGAGCAGAUACUUUGUAUGAGGACAUGAAACAGAGAUACGGUUCUCAGGGCUGCUAUCUGCUAAAAUUCAACUCUCGCAAAUUCUCAACUGAAGACGAGGAACAGAUUCCAGACCCAUGGAGUCAAUACCUGCACAGGAAUUCUCUGCAUAACCAGGACCUUAUCGGUGAAGUAGCUCCAACUUCAAAUGAGGAAGACAGUAUGGGUGAAGUAGACUGCCAUCACUCAGCAGAGAAAGGUGCAGUGACCAACAUCCUGGACAACCAUCCACUCCAGCUGGACACACCGAACAGCUCAGGGAGUCUGGAAACUCCCAGUGGAGUCAGCACUACCCUAAAGAAAGGAAGUAGAGAUUGGGAAAGUGUGACAGGAGCUUCAGGGAGUCAUGGAACAUGUCUGACCCUUAAUGACCAUGAUCGUAUUAGACAAUUCAUCCAAGAGUUUACCUUUAGAGGCCUUCUGCCACACAUUGAGAAGAACAUCAGACAACUUAAUGACCAGCUACUUUCAAGAAAGGGUCUAAGUCGCUCGCUGUUCACUGCAACCAAAAAGUGGUUUGGUGGAGGGAAAGUGCCAGAGAAGAGUGUUAAUGAACCAAAGAACACAUGUGGCCUUCUAUACCCCCCAGAAGCCCCAGAGUUGCAGAUCAGGAAGAUGGCUGACUUAUGCUUCCUGGUUCAGCACUAUGAGCUGGCCUACAGCUGUUACCACACUGCCAAGAAAGACUUCCUCUCAGAUCAGGCUAUGCUAUAUGCUGCAGGAGCACUGGAAAUGGCUGCAGUGUCGGCCUUUCUGCAAGCUGGAGUCGCAAGACCGUAUCCAGCCCACUACAUGGACACUGCAAUACAGACAUACAGAGAAGUCUGCAAAAACAUGGUGCUGGCUGAGCGUUGCACUUUAUUCAGUGCUGAGAUACUCAAAAGCCAGGGAAAAUACUCAGAUGCUGCAACACUCCUCAUUAAGAUGACAAGCGAGGACUCUGAUCUGCGUAGUGCUCUGCUUUUGGAACAGGCAGCCCACUGCUUUAUUAAUAUGCGGAAUACUAUGGUGCGCAAGUUUGCCUUUCAUAUGAUUCUCGCUGGCCAUCGUUUCAGCAAAGCGGGACAGAGGAAGCAUGCGCUGCGUUGUUACUGCCAGGCCAUGCAAGUGUAUAAGGAGAGAGGCUGGUCUUUGGCAGAGGACCAUAUCAACUUCACAAUUGGUCGUCAGUCCUUCACACUCAACAAACCAGAGGAUGCUAUCACAGCCUUUAGGCAGAUCCUGACCAAUGGCAGCAGGCAGACUGCAUCGCAGCAGUGCGCCUUUCUCAGAGAGUAUCUGUAUGUUUACAAGAAUGUGAUGCAGGAAAAUGAAGCCAACCUCCCUCAGCUGCCUCUGCCCUGCAUCAUCAGCUCAGCAACACGGGUCUAUUUUGGGCAUGAACGGCGCCUUGCAGAAGGGGAGAAGCAGGCGGCCACCCAUGUGUCCUUGGAUCAGGAGUAUGACCAGGAUUUGGCAGCAAUGUGGUUUCACCUAGAGGAGCAGUUGGUAACUGCUGCCAACCGAGGGGUUGUCCCAGUGAACUUCUUGCCCACCCAGUUCUGCCUCAACAGCCAGACAGACAACCUGCGCCACCCACUGGCUGUAGUAGAGGAGCCUAUUGUAGUGGAAGUGACAUUCAAGAACCCUCUGAAGGUUUCCCUGGCUCUAUCCAACCUCUCGCUCCUCUGGACGUUCACUCCUGAUUUUGCAUCUCCAGGCCAAAGGACAGCUGAAGAACUGCCAAGCCACACUGUCACUAACGAACAGAACCCAGCUCUAGUGAUGAACGAUAAAGAGAGGAAAGAUAACACUGUAACCACUGAGACCAUCCUGGAAUUUCAUAUGGGUCCAGAGGAAACAAAAAUGGCCCGAAUCCGGCUGCUGCCACACAGAACCGGGCAACUGAACAUUGUGGGUGUGGCGUACCACCUGGCUGCAGCCUUCCCUGGGGAGAUGGCUCAAAGUGAAGGCAAUCAGGUGACAGAUCUAAUAAGGGUUUGUGGAAGACAGGACUUUAAGAUCCAGGGCCCACGACUCAACCAGACCAAAGAGGACAAGAUAUCUGUUCGACAUGGACCUGAUCGACGUCUGGAUCCCAUAAUAACGCCACCCAUGCCCCUGAUAGAGGUGUUUUUCCUGCAGUUUCCCACCGCCCUGCUGUGUGGUGAGAUUCGAAAAGCCUACGUUGAAUUCUGCAACGUCAGUGGUGUUGCUUUGUGUGGCCUGCGAGUUGCAUCCACACACCCUCACUUCUUCACCUUUGGUAGCCAGGCUACAACUCCCCUCACGCCCCUCAGUCCAUCCUCGGCUGAAAACUGCUCGGCCUAUAAAACCCUAGUAACACCUUUUCAGCCAGGGUCAGUAGAGCCAGAGAUGUUGGUUUCAGCUGAAGAUUUCAACCAACCAACAGGUGUGAUAGACAUCCCCAUAAACGGCAGUGUGCUGCAACCUGGGGAGUCGACUCAGCUGCCUUUGUGGCUCAGAGGACCGGACCACGAGGGAGUCCAUGAAAUAAAUUUCCUGUUCUACUAUGAGAACACAAAGAAAGGAAACAAAAUCAGUCAUCGAGUGCUGCGUCACACAGUCUUUAUCUGUGCCAGUCGGUCUCUGAAUGUGCAGGCGUCUGCAUACCACAGUAGUGCUCCACACUCCAGCCUGGAUAACAAAGACAGCAAUGGAACGCUUGUCUUCAUUGAUGUGGAGAACAUCAAUAUGAGUGAAGCUGGUGUUCGAGAGUUCCACAUAGUCCAGGUAUCAAGCAGCAGUCAACAUUGGCGCCUUCACAAGUUUAUUAACCCUGCGAAGGAUAAAGACUGCAAGCUCACCAGCAGAGAAAGAGCCAAACUGUGUUUCAAGGCAACACAAUGCAGGCCCCACCAAGCCAACUCCGAAGUAAAGAAGUACACAUUUGCAGACCUGAACCUGGGAAAUGAACGAAUUAUAAGUUCUUUGACACCUUGCGGAGAUUUCUUCUUUCGUUGCUGUCGAACCACCGGGUCUCAUCAAGUGGAUGUGGCACCAUCAAGAACAUUAUCAAGCAGCAGGAGCCAGAGCUCUGUCUCCACUGAGGACAAAGCUUUGGAAAUGACCAAAAUAGUCAAGAAGUGUAAUGAACUGGACCUCAAUCUCAUUGUCAUAUGGAAGGCCUAUGUAGUUGAGGACAACAAACAGCUGAUUCUAGAGGGACAGUUGCAUGUGGCACUGCAGACAAUUGGCAAAGAAGCCAGUUCUUUAACACCCAAAGAGGAAGCUCAGGAGAUGGUUCUUCUAAAGUUCAAGUCAGAGUUGCCUCCGCCCAUGGUUCUGCCCUCUGCAGAGCUGUCCCACCUCAUCAAAACCAACCUGCACUACCCUGAGACCUACACACAUGCAUUUGGCCAGGAGAGUCUCUGUCUGGUGCCAGUUACUCUGACUCUUUCCAACUGUUCUUUGGCUCAUGUGGAUGUCAUCAUUGACUUGCGACAUAAAAGCUUAAGCCCAGAGUCUCUGGAGGUCCACAGCUCCUUUUCCUGGGUGGGUCAGACCCAGUACAAAUUGCACCUAAAGCCUCAAGAAAUGCUGUGUGUAACUUUGCGAGCAUGCUUUUUCAAGGCUGGAGUGUACAACCUUAACACUUCACGGAUCUUCGCCAGGCCAGCUGGGCAAGGGGCCAUGUGUCAGACAAGUCAGCAAACAGCCAGCCCUGCUCUUAUAAUUAUUAAUAACAUAUAACAGAACAUCAUGAUCUGCAAAUAGGAAGAGGCACCAACUGACUGAGCCUCUUGACACUUCAUUUCUAUACAUUACUAUAUUGUUCUUUAAUCUUGUUGGACUGGAAAUGCAAUAUUUUGUAUAAAUUAGUAAAAUAAAUAAAGGUUUAUUAAUAACAUAUGGCUACAAUUUAUAGAGGGCGAUAAGCUAAUGUAAAAGUUCUGGCAAUGGACUUAAGUUAAUUUAAAUCAACUCACGGCUGUAUAGAAUUCAAUGGAAAACCCUUCAAAUCUCACUUGACUGGUCAGCAGUGGAGAAAAAGCAUGGAAGAGACCUGGCCAGAAAACAGAGCUCAGAGGCUGAUACCAGAAAGGUGCAGAGGGAGACAGAGGAAGCAGCUGGGUGUGACCUGCAGGUUACGGAGCUUGGUCCUAAGUAAGGAGAAGGAUGAUGCUAUGUUCCAGUCUCUGUAAUAGAAUGUUGUGAUUUAUUGUAUCGAAUGAAAGCUCUAACGGGACGAGGACAGAAACUAGAUCAUUUUCUGAAGCUAAGAGAAGAUCAUUAGUGACUGUAACACAAGCUGUUUGAGUAUGAUUGAUCUAAACCUUCAUACAGGUUCUUCCUACUCAGAUAGCCACAUCGACCUAUUUUUUUCUUUUGAAGGAUUCCUGAUUAUUGGCCUAUGACUAUGACGCUUGGGUCCACAUUAAGGCUUUUUCAGUAGGGAUUUAACAGCAUGAACCUUUAAAAUGUGUACUGAUGGAACAGCUCAGCAUUGCUGCCAUCUGCUGGCCUCCGGUCUACAUUUAAAUACACAAGCCUCAUAUUUUGUUGUACAGUAGCUUUUUGUGUAUAAAAUAUGCAUUAUAACACAUUUAAAAAAAGAAUCUGACAUAAAUGUGACUCUAACUUACAUGCCCUGAAGUGUGUUUCUAUUAUGUAUUAAAUAUCUCCUACAGUUUUGCCGACCCCCCACACAGAGCAGCAGCUUAUUUUCAAAGCCAGGAUCGAAGCUUUCGGAAUGAGCCUGUUGUAAAGAAGAAAUCUCAUGAGUCAUGUAUAAAAGGAACUCAAGUCAUUUAAGUUAAGCGCAUGUUUACACUUUUAGUGAAAGAGUGUGAUUUUUGAAGGGCUAGAGAUUGUCAGAAGCCCAGUAACAAGAACAAUAUGUGAACAAUAUAAUGAAUGUGUGUGAACAGUGAUUAAUGCAGCACAUUUAGGCUCCUUCAUCUGUAGCUGUAUUUAAUCAUUAACCUUUAUGCUUCCCACCAACAAAUGUGCACUUUUAAGGUAAGAAGCUAAUUUGGGUGUGGUCAUGGACAGAAGUUUUCUGUUGGUCUGUUUCACUCUGUGUCAUAAACGGUGUGUCCAGUCAGCAGGGCUGCACCAUUGGCAUUUUUUUGGUGUCUGUCCAUUCAGGAUGACAGAAGAUCUGUAACUUUUUUUAUUCAGAUGUUGAAGCAUCUCUGUUUCUCAGUUGUCUUUCACAUCUAACACUACUCAUCAAACCCUGAGAUCACAGUUUUUACUUGUAUGACGUUUUGUAAGAAACCCUCUCAUGAACCAGAACCAACUCCAUGUAUGGUCUUCACCCAUCACCAGCAAAUAAAACAGUUUGUUUGGACCUGACAAAAGCCUCCAUAUGCAUAAUGCACACUAAUGUAAAACCUUGAAGCAAACUUCACUUAGACUGUGCAUGUAACUGCUGUAUGUUUGGUCAGGUUUGCGUUGGGUUAAUAUUUGCUGAAGCAGCAAACAUAAUGACUGAGGAAUUGUGUGUCUAGUCCUUAAUUAGAUCUGGUAAUUUCCUAAAUAGGGCUCAUUUUAUUUUAGGUAUGACACCUCCAAGAUCUCUGAAGUCCUACGAAUGAUGAAACCUGAUGUUUUAUCAAGGAUAUUUGAAUUCACCUCAGAGCCGACUGUGUCCUGUGUAGAGGCAUUGGUUAAGAAAUGACAGGAUCAUUCUGCUUUAUUACUUGAUGUACUUUGGAUUAUGAAAAACAGUUUCUUUACAACUUUGCAUUGAAAUUAAAUCUAAGUUUUUAAUUUUUGCUCUGUGCAAGGUUUCAGUUUUGCUGCUGCAAUAUAUUAUAAACAAAUUAGUUGGUUACUUCCUGCUUUUCUGCACGCUUCACACAUGAAAUUAGAUUUUGUCACAAACAGUUCAGAACAUUUAUGUCAACAUAAAAUCAUAAAAAGGAACUUUCACGUUUUAUUGAUGCUCAGACGAUGUUCUUACAUUUUGUCUGAUAGAUUUUGGGCAACCACCACUGAAAAACGCUCUCUUAAAUCUGUCUUUGUCAGCCCGGUGAGCUCUCAUUCCUGGUCCUCAAACAUUUACUUUGUUUCAGUCAUAAUACAUUUGUACUAACCAGAGAUAAUUUUAUAUAAUUCUAAAUAUAUUCACCUACUGUAUAUUAAUAUAAUAAUUAUUUAUCUCAGAUUUAGGAACUUACCAUUCUGAAAUGAAAAUGGAGGCAUGGGAAUUUAGAAACAAUGAAACAGGGAGACAAAGGUUAUAAGAAUAAGGCACUUUUAUUGUUUUUUACAGAAAAAUUUACAAAACUGAUGUAGGCUUUUUUUAUAUUAUUAUAUAUUAUAUUAUUUUGUAUCAGGUUCAUGUCAUGGGACUUCUGACAUCAUCAAAACAAGCUUAGCCUUAGAGCUCAUGUGGCUGAUCCAGGAAGAAUCAAAGUCUUUAUUAGAUUUAAAGUUCCUCUGUUGAGAUAAAUAACACGUCUAAAGUGAACUGGUGUAGUGACUAUAGAGAUGCUGCCUCAGUAAAAGGAUUUGUGGUGUUCAUUUUUGUUGACUAAUGGAAAUGUAUUGUGUGUCUUGAGACACUGAAUUGACAAACAUCAGUCGUCUUGUGUCACAGCUUCAUACAGAGGCGACCGUCUAUAUAGACAGUAGUGCUGAACCAGAAAGAUGAUAUCAAACGCCACAGAGAACAAACCCAGGCCAAACUUCGUAGGAUCGCCAAAUAUGAGCCUCCACUCAUCUGUAAAGAAUGAACAAAAACAACACAAACAUGUUAAUAAAGAGUGAAGAGAAGAAAAAGAAAGAACUCAUAUGACUAAUACCAUUGUAUUCUGUGUAUAAAAUUCCUUUAUUUGAUAUGA
Molecule: messenger RNA, 8201 nt
Organism: Betta splendens (Siamese fighting fish)
Lineage: Eukaryota; Metazoa; Chordata; Actinopteri; Anabantiformes; Osphronemidae
Gene: trappc8
Product: trafficking protein particle complex subunit 8
Exons: 30
Coding region: 754-5100 (1448 amino acids)
Biological process (GO): protein localization to phagophore assembly site; endoplasmic reticulum to Golgi vesicle-mediated transport
Cellular component (GO): phagophore assembly site; TRAPPIII protein complex; cytoplasmic vesicle
Molecular function (GO): protein binding
Source: RefSeq, a predicted model, not a curated record